Molecule: messenger RNA, 1987 nt
Organism: Galleria mellonella (greater wax moth)
Lineage: Eukaryota; Metazoa; Arthropoda; Insecta; Lepidoptera; Pyralidae
Gene: spidey
Product: very-long-chain 3-oxoacyl-CoA reductase-A
Exons: 6
Coding region: 213-1157 (314 amino acids)
Cellular component (GO): endoplasmic reticulum
Molecular function (GO): oxidoreductase activity
Source: RefSeq, a predicted model, not a curated record
UUCGGGCUCCGUUCGCGUUAUCGUUCACUCGAUUGUGACCUCGUUUGUAAUUCAUUCGCCGGCCGAUGCGACUUUCUUCGGCCGUCACAUUGAAGCGUUGUAGUUUUAGUACUCAGUUCGCAGUACGCAUGCGCGAUUAAUGUCAAACGGUGAAACGCGCUCUCACGUAGCGUAUAACCUCUCUUUUUUAUUUAUUAAUUAUUAAAUAAAAAAUGGCUGCAUUUACGCCAUUAGAAAAAUUAGGCAUAGCGUUAUCUGUAUUAUUAUUGUUAUAUAUUGUGUUGAAGAUAUGGAAAGUGUUGUAUGUUUUUAUAAUCGGGCCAGCGGUAAAUCGAAUUGACUUCAAAUCGCAGGGGAAAUGGGCAAUGGUGACAGGCAGCACAGAUGGAAUCGGCAAAGAGUAUGCUAGACAGCUGGCGGCGCAUGGUUGUGAUGUAAUUCUAGUCAGUCGAUCGUUGGAUAAAUUGAAUGCAACAGCGGAGGAAAUAGAGAAAGACUUUAAAGUACAAACAAAGAUAGUACAAAUCGAUUUUAGUCAAGGAGUGGAAAUUUAUGAAACUUUAUCCAACCAGAUUAAAGACCUCGAAAUCGGAGUUCUUGUGAAUAAUGUUGGCGUGUCUUAUAUUUAUCCAGAAUAUUUCCUGGAAUUGCCUGAUUGGCAUAACAUUAUAUCGAAUCUGAUAAAUGUGAACAUCGUAUCUAUGGUCCGUGUGACAGCCCUAGUAUUACCUGACAUGGUGAAGAGAGGCAAGGGUAUUGUUAUAAACGUUGGUUCUGGCUCCUUUGAGUUGCCAGCUGCAUUACUAACAGUUUACGCUGCUUCUAAGGCGUUUGUUGCAAAGUUCUCAGAAGGUCUGUCAGCCGAAUAUAGUAACAAAGGUAUCAUAGUACAAUGCGUCAACCCUGGAUUCGUCGCGACCAAUAUGAGUAAAAUCCGCAGAACUUCUUUCUUCGCUCCCAAUGCAAAGAAUUACGUUAAAUCAGCUCUCAGUUUGGUCGGUACCACUAAAAUGACUAAUGGUUACUUCAGCCAUUCGCUCUUGACCUUUGGGAGUGAUUGUGUUAAAGCCAUAUCUGAAGAUCUAAUGACCUGGUUGAGUAAGAGGAGCCUGGAAAAUAGUCGCAGAAUUAUGAUCAGAAAGUACAAGAAACAAUAAUUUAUGCUUUAUACACUAUAUAAUUCUCUCUUUCUAUAUUUUUUCUAAUACACAAUCUUUCAUAGUCUACUGUUUGAUGAAUAAUCGAUUAUUAUAAAGUAAUUUCAAUAAAAGCAAACUUUUGUAUUGUAUUAUUCAUUGAACAAUAGACAAUAUCUUAAUCUUUGCUGUUAAUAAAUGCUACAAUAACUUUAAAACUUCUAUAAUGCAUGCCAUAAAUUUCAAUACCAAAGAUGUACAUAAGGUCUUGCAUUAAGAUCUCUGUAGACACUAUAGGUAUUAUUGUCUCAAAACUGAGAUGUGGCCUAAUUAUAAUAUAAAGAGGAAUAUGUCAGUAGAUUUUGAUUAUGAUAAUGUUGAGUAAUCCUGAUGUAAUGAUAUUUUCCAAAAUGCUGGAGAAAUCUAACAAUAAAAUAGCAUGCUACUUUAAGUACGAGGAAUGAUUGUGCUGAAUUUAAGAUUGCUUAUCUCUUUUAUAGACUUAUAGAAAUAAAGAUGAUUGAAUGGAAAUUAUGUCAUAAAAUUAUAAUUUUUAUCAUUACGUAUUACAAAGAUAGGAAAAUAAUCUUUUCUAUUAAAUUGAUAGAAAAGACUUUUUUCGGUUGAGGCAUUUUUUUUAAAUAUAUUUAUAUUUUGUUAUUUUAGGAUACUUGAAUAGUACCUAGUUGUUCAAAAACCAAAAAUAAAUAAUGUGUUGUAAUUAAUAGCAUUGUAUGCGAUUUCUUAGUCAAAAAAUGUUACCGUGUCCAAGGAUUUAGUUUUUUUAAGUAGAUUGCGGGGUUUGUAUAAUUUUAUUUGGUUCCUAAAUAAAGUUUUGGCAUUUAAAUAAA